AUGUGGAAGAACUGCGCUGGCAAUGAACAGUUACAGUCCACCAGUACCAUCAGAAGGAGGCUGCGAGCUGCCGGUCCGAUGGAACGUCUGACGUGGUCCGGUGGAGCCAUAUCCAGUGGAGCCAUGUCCAGUGGCGCUUCCAGUGGGGCCAUAUCCAGUGGAGCCACGUCCAGAGAAGCCAUAUCCAGUGGAGCCAUAUCCAGUGGAGCCAUGUCCAAUGGCGCCAUAUCCAGUGGAGCCAUGCCCACUGGAGCCACGUCCAGUAGGGUUUCCGGUGGAGCCAUGUCCAGUGGAAUCAUGCCCAAUGGAGGCACGUCCAGUGGAGCCAUGUCCAGUGGCGCCAUAUCCAGUGGAGCCAUGUCCAGUGGCGCUUCCAGUGGAGCCAUGUCCAGUGGCGCCAUGUCCAGUGGAGCCAUGUCCAGUGGAGCCACAUCCAGUGGAGCCACGUGGAUUGGCGCCACAUCCAGUGGAGCCAUAUCCAGUGGAGCCAUGUCCAGUGGAGCCAUAUCCAGUGGAGCCAUGUCCAGUGGAGCCAUAUCCAGUGGAGUCAUGUCCAGUGGAGCCAUAUCCAGUGGAGCCAUGUCCAGUGGCGCUUCCAUUUGA
This is a messenger RNA of Haliotis rubra (blacklip abalone), 603 nucleotides long. Its product is annotated as mucin-21-like. The transcript has 2 exons. The record is from RefSeq and is a predicted model, not a curated record. NCBI's taxonomy places the organism in Eukaryota, Metazoa, Mollusca, Gastropoda, Lepetellida, Haliotidae. The coding region runs from base 1 to 603 and encodes 200 amino acids.